Messenger RNA from Nerophis lumbriciformis (worm pipefish), 2146 nucleotides. RefSeq lists its product as uncharacterized. Lineage: Eukaryota; Metazoa; Chordata; Actinopteri; Syngnathiformes; Syngnathidae. The record is from RefSeq and is a predicted model, not a curated record.
ACAACACAAUGAAGAAGUUUCAACAGAGGGCUUAUAAGCGUAGAUGGGCUGCCACAACUAGGCAUUUGAAGAAGCAAUGCCGACAGUCAACUUUAGAAUUAGAGAGUGAUGAUAGCGAGCAAGAGAAUGACACGACAAUCUUUACAACUCCAGAAACAGUGACAACCCUUCAGUACAUGGAUGCUGCGGAGACUGCUUCCUGCACUGCCGCGGGUGCUGACAAUGCCACCUACAGUGGCCCUGAUAGUGAUGAGCCUGAUGAAAAUGAUGCUGAUUGGAGACUAAUCGACCAUCAUGUCACCUUGUCAUCUGAUUCAGAAAAUGAGAGUGAUAGUGACUGCUUUGAAGAUAUUUUGAGGUCUGGAUUAUUUUAUCUUCAGAAUAGCUUUGCUCCAGAAUCCGGAGAGCUGAGAUUCCUGACAAAGAAGUCUGGGAUAGGCUGCCAAUUUGGGUUUUCAGGAAAACAUUGACUGAAGACUUUGACAAGGCCCUUCAAUAUGAAAAACAAGCUGAAAUGUUUUCGAGCCCAGAGGAAGAAGAAAUGUCAACCAAAUGGAGCCACAUCACCCCUGAACGUUAUAGAAACGAUGAGGAAGAUGUGUUUGAUGCUGACGGCGAAGAGGAAAUUCGGCCAAAAAAGAAGUGCAGAAAAGAGAAAUUACAGAUCCUCAUCCAGGCACCCCCACUGCCAGUGCUCCCACCAUUGAACUUUCCAAACUCCAGCGAGUACCAGACCACUUCAGCCAGUACCAGCCAAUACUACACCACUCCAAGGCAUCCAGGCCGACCUCACAGCCCAGCGAGAAGCAGCACUUACAGGCUCAGUCCAGACAGGAAUCAUGCAUCCAGCUCAAGCCAGUACCAAACCACUCCAGCCAGUACGAGUCAGUACCAGACCACUCCAAGAAGCAGCAGGAAUGCCCUUGAAAGUGAACUUUUCCAGUUAAACAUGAAAGUUAAAAAAAUAGUUGAGAACCAGGGAGAAAUUAUGCGCAUGCUGAGAGGGCUGGCAGCACAGUCUGUGGGGCCAGAAGCUGUGGAUGUUCAAGAUCUCAUUGAGAAGCCUUUCGAGACUCUUGAGCAGCUUAAGACCUUCUGUGAACAGCUCGACACUGAUCUUCUGCUCAGAAAGCAGCUGGUGAAAGCUCUUACUGCUCUUGGUGGGCAGAAUUUGGCAGACACGGUGAGGACAAUGCUGAGAAAAAUUGCCACAAACAAAGUCCUGGAGCAGCUUGGUCUCCGUGGAAAGACAGGCAAAGUGGCGUUUGAGGACUUGCCCUUUUACAGAAUAAUAAUAAAGGCAUGCAGGGGUGUUUACAAACAGACGACCACAGCUCAAGUAGAUUGUGAGCUUGGAGAGGUCCUGAAACUGGCCACUUUUCAAAAGGGAGGUUCAAAGUUUGAGGAGAAGAGGAGGAAUUAAGAGGAAGCGACGGCGAAGAAGGGCAAAGGGAAGUGUAAAAAGGAAAUGGACAGUGAGAUGAGUGACCAGGAAGCGACGGCGAAGAAGGGCAAAGGGAAGUGUACAAAGAAAAGGGACAGUGAGAUGAGUGACCAGGAAGUGAAGAAGAAGAAAACAGGGAAAGGGAAAAGAACCAAGCAAACGCUAGUGAGACCAGUGAGCAUUGAGCAGGAAGAGAACCAACAAGAAGGGACAGGAGUACACUGACGCGCACGACCAAGACCAUAGCAUUCCAUUUCUAUUCCAUCCAUCCAUCCAUCUUCUUCCGCUUAUCCGAGGUCGGGUCGCGGGGGCAGCAGCCUAAGCAGGGAAGCCCAGACUUCCCUCUCCCCAGCCACUUCGUCCAGCUCUUCCUGUGGGACCCCAAGGCGUUCCCAGGCCAGCCGGGAGACAGUCUUCCCAACGUGUCCUGGGUCUUCCCCGCGGCCUCCUACCGGUCGGACGUGCCCUAAACACCUCCCUAGGGAGGCGUUCGGGUGGCAUCCUGACCAGAUGCCCGAACCACCUCAUCUGGCUCCUCUCGAUGUGGAGGAGCAGCGGCUUUACUUUGAGCUCCUCCCGGAUGGCAGAACUUCCAUUUCUUUUGUAUUAUAAUUAUCACUAAUAAAGAAUUAUUGUUUAAUUUUCUGUUUUGAGUGUCAGUCCUGACAAUAUAGCACAAAAACAGACGUAAAUACCACAGCA